AGAUGGACAUAAAAGACGUCUUCGCUCUGGCUUUGAUUUUAAUUUUAAAUAUUGAUACCCUGCUUGUCUUCGGCACGCUUCCUCCGUUCGACAAACACGGAACACGCUCUUUGAAUACAACCAAAACCGAGGGCAAUGGUUAUGAAAAUGGUACCCACAUGGAAAUCCUAAACGAAAAUUCGUGGAAAAUCAAUUUAUCUGGAGACCAAGACUACAGUUUUGAUAUACCAGCCGUACCUAGCAGGGAAGAUGGAAAACUGUACAAAGUGGACAGCUUGCGGGGACAUUACUCGACAGAUAAAAAAACAGGUUUGGACAGAAGAAAAAGAAUGUCAGGGAACCGGGUCAUCAUCACACAGCAUUUCACGGAGCGAACCAUCACACCCGGCGGUGAUAUCAGCAUGCAGUGCGCAGCCACUGGCGAUAAGCCCCCGCAGUUCAUUUGGGAAAGAGACGGCAUUGUGGUGUCAAGCAAUACAGAUCCCAGAUAUGCUUUAGGACAAGUCAUGACAUCAGACAAUUCGGUGAUCGCCCAACUAAAUAUAACAAGAGUCAGAGUCGAAGAUGGAGGGCUUUACACGUGUACCGCUAAGGAAGGAGAAUAUAGUGCUAGUCAUGAAAAUAGACUGGAUAUUUAUGGCCCACCAUAUAUCAGAUCCCUGCCACCAAUCAAAGUGCAGAGCGGAGAAUCGGUAAAUUUAAGAUGUCCAUACUACGGAUAUCCAAUAAGUAAAAUCGAUUGGGAACAUCAAGGCCAAAUCGUCAGCAGCAACGGCCUCUUCCAAAGCAGAUACAAAAGGUCAAUAGCCCAACGCCGCAAAAUCAGGAGAAACGCACCCACCGUCAACAUUCAUGGCAUACUCACCAUCUCGGAAGUCGACAAAGAACAAAGCGGUGCUGUAUACACUUGCAUCGUGACAAGUCCGUCAGGGGAAAUGGCCAGAAGGGCUUUCGAGAUCCAAGUUAUCGAAGCGCCAGUUUUAGAUGAACUGCUUUUGGGAAGCAACCUGCAGGAGGGGCAGAUAGCAAACAUUUACUGCAACGUCAGGACUGGAGAUUUGCCGAUACACUUCGAAUGGUUGAAAGACGGGAAGAGAAUACCUAGCAGUUUGAAGGUGGCAGAAAGAAACUCGGAGCUUUUCAGCGCCCUGGUAAUCAAGAAAGUUUCUUUAGAGCAUUGCGGUACUUACACUUGCGUCGCUUCGAACCACGUAGCAAAAGUUAAUCGAUCCACUGAGCUUUAUAUCAAAGUUGCUCCGAAAUGGUUGGAAGAGCCAUCAAAUACAUCAUUACUUCUCGGCAGGAAGGGAGCAGUCUCGUGUAGUGCUAGCGGAUAUCCUCAACCACAAGUGCAUUGGAUGAAAAAGGACGCACUGUUAGGAACGUGGCAACCAGUUUUGGAGCUAGCUGGCGGUGGAAUACUCAACCUUCCGAAUGGCACGCUCGUUAUUGAGGACGUGUCAGUCACGGACGAGGGUUUGUACUCGUGCAAUGUUGAAAAUGGCGUCGGCCAGCCUCUAAGCAAAACCAUUUGGAUGAGCGUGAACAAGCCGGUCCAUUUCGACUCAUCAUCCUCAAACGUGACGUCACAGCUCGGCCAUGCAGUCUCGCUGCAGUGCAGAGCUCUCGGCGACGACCCUAUCCGCAUUUCGUGGACUAAAGAUGGGAAGAUCAUUAAUCUUCAGAAUCAGAGAUUACAGCAUUUGGACUCGAAGGCAAACCAAGGAUUGGAAAGCACCAUCAAUAUUCAAUACUCAGAGACGACUGACGCAGGGCUUUACCAAUGUCGAGCGAAUAAUCCAUACGGUUCUGCGAUUUUUAAUAUACACCUCACGAUAUUGGAGCCACCGAGUCCACCUGCAGAAGUUCGCGUAGAAGCAGUACGCCCUCGAGCCGCACUCUUGUCGUGGCGGGACUCUGCAAGGUCCUCGGUCGCGAACUACCUCGUCCAAUACUGCGCUCUGAAUUACGACCACGACUGGGAUCGAGCAAUCACCAUUAAUCACACUCGCAAAGACCUCGACAUCCGCCAGUCUCUAGAACUACAGAAUCUUCGGCCAGCAACGUCAUAUGCAGUGAGGGUUGCUUCAACGAACCAAGUCGGCAUCAGCCAAUACACUGCGCCACUGCACUUCACAACCCACGAAGAAGCUCCUACUUCACCACCGGUAAACGUUCAAGUGGAACAAACCGAGAAUCCCGGAGAACUGUAUAUCUCGUGGCUACCUCCUCUUAAAGAGACCCAUAACGGUAUUCUUCUCGGCUACCAUCUGAAGGCGGUUGCGCAGAUUAGUGGCGCUGAGGAAGCUGAUUCGAGGACGUUGAAGGUCUCACAGUUGUCCGGCAAACAAGAAACCGUUGUCAGCGGACUCCUCAAAAAUACUAGAUAUGCUGUAUCGAUAUCAGCCUUCACUAGUGCGGGUUCGGGACCAUUCUCGUUACCAGUCUUCCGAGACACGAGAGAAGGAGCACCGGAGCAGGCCCCGUCUUCGGUGGAGUGCACGGCUGUCUCUCCCACCUCGCUACGUAUCGGCUGGCAGCCUCUGAUGUCACCGGGACACGGCAGCUCUCUCGUGGGGUACACUUUGCUAUAUGCAACCGAAGAAGGACCUUGGAACAAUGUAACUUCACUCCACACCGAGAUUUAUCUUCAAUCGCUGCUGAAGUACACGAAUUACACCAUCAAAGUGGCCGGCUUUUCCAACUACGGAGCUGGUCCUUACUCGUACCCGAUCGUAUGCGCCACACUUGAGGAUGUUCCGGGUCCUCCGCCUGGCAUCAAAGUGCUGGUGACAUCAGCCACGUCACUCCUUAUCAGCUGGAAAAGACCAGACCAGCCCAACGGUGAGAUUCUCCACUUCACAGCAUACAUCAAACCAACAACCAGCAAUGGUCCACCUCAGACGCACGUCGUUGAAAGCUCAAAGACCACAAAAGAGGUGCGAGAACUCAGGACCGGAUCCUCAUAUGAGUGCUGGGUCACAGCUUCCACCCGAGCCGGGGAAGGACCCCCUAGUAGAAGAGUUUCACACACGCCAACACAUCGAGUGGUAGCGGGUGUGUCGUCCCUAGGCGGGGUGGUGUCGGCUGGCGCUGGCAGCUCGGUGCUGCUGGGAUGCGCGUGCGUGGGGACGCCGGCGCCGCGCACCGUGUGGUACCGACACCACCACAUCAUCACGCACCACCCCAGAUACACCAGGAACCAUGAUGAUAGUCUGCUCAUUAACAACAUAGAUCAGUCUUUAAGUGGGAACUACACCUGCCUGGCCAAGAACCUCUACGGGUCUGAUUCCGUUGAGUACAAUGUAAUUGUGCUACCUUUGCCUGAAGCGCCAAUUCUGAGGGCUACACCAUACAAAGACUCAAUUUUAGUAGAAUGGGAACAACCUUACUACAUCACCAACAGAAGUUCCAUUCAAAAGAUUAGUUACAGUCUCACGUGGAAGGAAGCAAACGGUCAGUGGCAGGAAGCGUGGCAGGCUAACAAGAUGCCAGACUUAUCCACAGUCCAUAAGUACUCCUUAAAAGGGCUCAAGUGUGGUACAAAAUAUUCUCUAAGGAUCACAGCUACAAACAAAGUUGGUACAUCACAACCGGCGUAUUUAGAAGUCAGCACGUUGGGAGGAGCACCUGUAGCCCCAUCUACGAAUGAAUGGCUUUGGAGCAAUAGCUCCCAUAUUGUGGUGCAAAUGGCUGGGUGGGAGUCAGCCGGCUGUGAGCUUCGAACUUGGGAAGUUGAUUACAAAGCUCUCGGAGCAAGAACUUGGAUACGCACUAGAAGUAACACGGCUGUAACCGACAGUUGGAAUAUGCUGUACCAAGAUCCAACAUUUCGCUCCGGCUCUCUGGCCAUCGCUGGCCUAGCUCCUGGUACUUGGUACCAGGUCAGAGUGACGGCCACCAACGAAGCCGGAAGCGUAACCUCGCUUUAUAAUUAUGCAACAAAGAAUGAGGACGGAAGUGAAAUCGGCCCGCCCUCAGAUCUCUUUGAUCUGAACAUGCUUGUGAUAAUCUGCAGCUCUAUACUACUGACAGUGUGUCUUCUCGCUUGUCUCUACAUUUUAAUUAAAAGACGAAGAAGCGGCAACCUAACAGAAUACAGGGAUUCAAUAACGAAUGACAAUAAAUCUGACAACGGCAACCUGACGGCCAACACUUCGCAUUCGAAUCUGGCCAACGUGAAAGAGAAUCCUGGGAAUCCACAAAACAGGAUAUACAGUGCACCGAUACAUAUGAGAAACAACAGUAAGCAUGUGUUAUUUUCAGAACUAUACGAGAUAAGUCCGUACGCGCAAUUCGCAGUUGGCUUCCGGACAUUUGGACAUGUUGAGAAUCAAGAUUUACCAAGUCGGGUCAAGCCCAGAUACGACACGGAGACGAGUUUCCAAGUCUGUUCAGAAUCCGAAGACAGCGAUAGCAUAUCAAAAUCCACGUUAAAAAGCGUUCCAAGGAAAAUAUGCAGAACUCCGCAUCGCAGAUAACUGAUUACUGCAAGAUAAAAACGAAUGGACCACACUAGAAGGAUAACUGCAUACGAUUAACGAUUAAAAUUUAAUGUGUUAUUCAAUCAUACGGCUCUUUUAUGAAUGCACUUUCCUAUUGGACUAAGAGCCGGUCAAUUGGCUGUGCCGAUAUAAGUAUGCGUUAGAUACAAAUUGGUGGCACCA
This is a messenger RNA of Bombyx mandarina (wild silkworm), 4667 nucleotides long. RefSeq names its product cell adhesion molecule Dscam2. Gene Ontology annotation, molecular function: protein binding. Lineage: Eukaryota; Metazoa; Arthropoda; Insecta; Lepidoptera; Bombycidae. The record is from RefSeq and is a predicted model, not a curated record. Gene Ontology annotation, biological process: cell-cell adhesion.